AUGAAGUACCCAGUGGAGUGUGUUAGCAAUGCCGCUUGCGUAGCGUAUGCGCAGCGUACACCUCCGAAACUGGAGUAUAUCGAGACCUUAGGGAGAUGGGCACAAAGAUUCAGAUGUUACUAUGAAGAGAAAAAGCAAGUUUUGAGCGAUACAAAAUUAACAAAGAAAAGCAGAUUGGAAGCAGUUACAGAAGAAGAUGGCAGAGAGGAUAACGGAACAUUGUUUAAGGACCACUUCACCUCUCCCUCAGGUUUGGGAGAUAUUGGAGUCAUUGAAAGCAUAACCAUAAAGAACUUCAUGUGUCAUCAUUCACUUGGUCCUUUCCAGUUUGGGCCAAAUGUGAACUUCAUUGUUGGCAGCAAUGGAAGUGGGAAAAGUGCCAUCCUCACUGCUCUAAUAGUGGGUCUUGGUGGAAAGGCUACCAUUACUAACAGAGGAGUAUCUUUGAGGGGUUUUGUGAAAAAUGGUGAAAGCACAGCAGAUGUGACCGUGAAACUGCGGAACAGAGGGCCAGACGCAUAUAAAGGGGAUGUCUAUGGGGACAGCAUUUGUAUUGAACAGAGGAUUUCUUGUGAUGGUGUUCGGACGUGUAGGUUAAAGAGCAAGUCAGGGCACUUAGUUUCGAAUAAAAAAGAGGAGUUAACUUCAAUUUUAGAUCACUUCAACAUCCAGGUGGAUAACCCAGUCUCAAUUCUUAAUCAAGAAAUGAGUAAGCAAUUUCUGCAUUCCAAAAGCGAGGCAGAUAAGUAUAAGUUCUUCAUGAAAGCGACUCUAUUGGAGCAGAUGAAGAGAGACUACAUUCAUAUAAAGCAGACUAAAGCAGUUACUAGAGAACAGGUUGAGCUACAAGAAGAGUGUCUAAAAGAUCUUAAGCAGGAGUUUUUACAGAAGAAGGAGAGGUAUGAAAAUUUGUCAUCUGUUGGUAACAUGAAGAAGACUCUGGAGGAUCUGAAGAAAAUGAUGGCGUGGUGCUUGGUGAGAGAAAAAGAGUGUAUUGUUCAACAGCUACAAGAGCAAAUCGAUGCUGAGGAGAGUAAUCACAAACAUGAAGACAACCUUCAACUCUGUCAGAAUAAAGUGUCAGUGGCUGAAGAGAAAUUACAGGACAUGCAGAGCAGGCUUGAAAGUCGGAGGGAGGAGGAGGAGACCUUAUCAGAAGACUGUCUAAAGAUAAAGGAGGAAGUGAAGGCCAAGAUUAAAGCCCAGAAGGAACAGGAGGUGGUUUACUUCCGUGCUCUGAACAAACUGAAGCAGUCUGAGAAGGAACAGUGUCUUCUUCAAGAGAGAAUUAACAAAGUGAAAAAUCUUGGACGUCAGAAUCAGGCGGCCGAGGCAGAGCACUCAAAGAGACUGCAGAAAAUCUCCAGUCUGAGGACGCAGCUGGAGAAGCAUGAGGAGGAGUGCAGAACUCUAAAUCAGGAGAUCAAGGACAAGCAACAGGCUUUGUUUAAAGGGAAGGAGGAGCUGGACAAGCUAAGGUUGGAAGAGAAGAAUAUCCAGGUGUCGAUGGAGGCUAAACUGAAGAGGAAGAACCAGCUCCUGGCCAGUAGAUCCAACAAACUGAAGCGUUUUGGAGAUAACAUGCCUGACCUGCUCGACACCAUAUACAAGGCUCACAUCCAAGGACGCUUUAUUAAGAAACCUAUUGGCCCCAUAGGUGCAUGUAUAAACCUGAAGGACCCUACACUUGCUGUAGCAGUGGAGAGCUGCUUGAGAAGCUUCAUGAAGACCUUCUGCUGUGAUAACUAUAAGGAUGAGGCUGUCCUACAGGAGUUGAUGUCACACUACUUCUCUAAAGGCAACCGGCCCCAGAUCAUCGUCAGUGCCUUCUCAAACACUGUCUACAAGGUCCAAGGGCGGGGAGUGAAUCACCCUGACUACCCAUCUGUGCUGGACUCUUUGAUCAUCGCCAGCCCAGUCAUCACCAACUGUCUGAUCGACAUGAGAGGAAUAGAAUCCAUUCUCAUUAUUAAGGAGAAGCAUGCAGCUAGGAAAGUGAUGCAACAUGGCCGACCCCCGAGGAACUGCCGCGAGGCCUUCACUGUGGAAGGAGAUCAGGUUUACCCCAACCGCUACUACACCCCAGAUUUCAGUACUGCCAAAUACCUCGGGGGGGAUCUGGAGACAGAAAUUCGUAUGGUGGAGUCAGAGCUGGAGAACUACAAAGCCCAGCUCUCUCGCUUUCAGCAACAUGUGAGGUCUGUCACUGAGGACAUCCAGCACAUGGAGGCCCAGCUACACAGCACCAUCAUGACUCUGAAAAAGACUCUGGCCACAGUGAAUCAGGUCAAGGCCAGUGUGACCGAGCUGGAGAAUGUUGAGGAGGAACAGACUGAUGACAUCAGCACUUUGGAGGAAGUGGCUCAAGAGAACCAACAGAGAAUUGAUUGCGAGAAGAAAACUAUGGAAGAAGCAAAGAAGGAGCUGGAAGAGCAUCAGAAGAGGACAGGAGACGUUGAAGGGCAGUAUAAAGAUGUGAGGAACAGGAUAGAACAGCUGGCUGAAGAGAUGGAGCCACUAAAGGAGGAUCAAGGAAAGGCUGAGGUAGAGUGCUGUAAACUAGACAAAACCCUGAAGAUUCUCGAGAAGAAACUCAAGGAUCAUCAAGACAACAUACAGGCUAUGAAAACUGACCUGGUACUGAGAGAAGAGGAGGUUGCGGAGUUUGUGGCCAAAGCCAAAGAGAUCAGCCCGGAGCGCAGAAAGGUGGACCGCAGUGCCAAGAGUAUUGAUGUGGAGAUCACAAGGCUACGAAAGAAGAUUGGCGUUCAGGAGAGUAGCCAUGGGGACCACGAGCAGGUAGUCAGAGAGUAUGCAGAGGCCCUGGCUAACUACAGGGACAAAUCUAACCAAGUGAGAGAUCUAAAGAAGUUCAUCGAUCGUCUGGACAACAUCAUGUCCGACCGGCAGACCCGCUACAAAAUAAUGCGCCGGUCCCUCUCUGUUAGAUGCAAGUUGUACUUCAAUAAUUUCCUGAUAAAGAUGAACUGCUGUGGGUCCAUGAUGUUCGAUCACAACAAUGAGACCCUGUCCAUCUCGGUUAAGCCGCCAGGCCGAGAGAAUGACGGCAUGAGCGACAUGCGUUCCCUGUCUGGAGGAGAGAGGUCCUUCUCCACAGUGUGCUUCAUCCUCUCCCUGUGGGAGAUCACAGAGUCCCCCUUCAGGUGCCUGGACGAGUUUGAUGUCUACAUGGACAUGCACAAUCGUCGUAUCUCCUUGGACCUACUCCUGGAGCUGUCAGAGCGGCAGCACCUUCGUCAGUUCUUCUUCAUCACGCCACUUUCUACCAGCAAUCUGCCAGAAAGUGACCAUAUCAAGAUCCAUCAGCUUCAGGAUCCAGAGAGAGCGAAAGGGCAGACAGGAGAGUAGGAGUGUGUUAUUGGUGAUUAAUUAAAAAGCCAUCAGAAACAAUGAGUGACUGUAAAGACCCAGAGACAUUUUGGCUGAGUGAAUCCUGGGAGACUGACUGGGGGACUUCUCUGCCAUACAGGUGUGCACCAUGCAGAUGGAUGAAUAAUCAACAUUUCCAGUGAAAUACAGUAUUAUGCAUUUUUGCAACAGAGAAAUUUAAUUAAUGUUUGUUUUCCAGUAGUAUGUGUUUUUUAGCUUACUGUAUGUGUACAAUAGUAUUGUACACUGGUUGUAAAUAUUUUACUUAGUCUGCUUACAGUUUAAUACACUGUAUGUUCUUAUAUACUGGCCAUUUUGUUGUUUACCCUGCCAUAUUAUUGAUUUAUCUUGCUGUAUUUGGUUUUACAUGGUUUGAAUGACUAAAAAAAGUCAGUUGAAUUGCUAAUUUAUUAAGUUGAAAUUGUUAUUGUUACAUUAAAGUUUGGUAACAAAUUUUUGCAGAACCGUUCAUAUUUGUCAUCUGUCUUCAGUUGUUAUACAUUCAAUGAAACAGACAGAGGUUUCAAAAAUGAGAGAAUCUUCUAAUAUUUAAAGAAUAUCUUGAGGGUUAAUUGUUCACCUAAAACAACAAUGAAAUCCAACCAAAAAC
Molecule: messenger RNA, 4000 nt
Organism: Esox lucius (northern pike)
Lineage: Eukaryota; Metazoa; Chordata; Actinopteri; Esociformes; Esocidae
Gene: smc6
Product: structural maintenance of chromosomes 6
Exons: 27
Coding region: 1-3369 (1122 amino acids)
Biological process (GO): double-strand break repair via homologous recombination
Cellular component (GO): site of double-strand break; Smc5-Smc6 complex; nucleus
Molecular function (GO): single-stranded DNA binding; damaged DNA binding
Source: RefSeq, a predicted model, not a curated record